This is a messenger RNA of Ornithodoros turicata, 900 nucleotides long. RefSeq names its product THAP domain-containing protein 2-like. The record is from RefSeq and is a predicted model, not a curated record. NCBI's taxonomy places the organism in Eukaryota, Metazoa, Arthropoda, Arachnida, Ixodida, Argasidae. The transcript has 2 exons. The coding region runs from base 1 to 900 and encodes 299 amino acids.
AUGCCCACGUACUGCUGUGCACCAUGGUGUACGCUAAAGGGUAACAGAAGCGACAACGGAAAGAAGGUGUCCUUUCACUGCAUCCCCGAAGAUCCUCAACUUCGCAAGGCGUGGCUGAUUGCGAUCAAGAGACGACCUCCGUUCAACAUCAGAACAGCCCGUGUAUGCUCAAACCACUUUAAAGACAAUGACUUUUUAGUGAACAUUGCUAGUGGACGUAGAUUACUGCGCGAUGGAGCAGUACCAUCAGUCUUUCCAUUCAAGAAGCAGUGCAAGGCCAGAAAGCCGCCGAGGACACGGUCUGUCCCGGGGAAUGAAUCUUCACUUCGCACCAUUUUUCCUGAAAACUGUCCGGCACCAGAGGACAGAGAAAAUGAAAACCCUGUGCAAGACGACAACAUGGAAUCAGUCAGUUAUGCUGCAUCUGAACCCACAGAUGACAGUGCAGAGUCGGAAAAGGACAGGAAGAUCCAUCAACUUUGUGAGGAGUUGAGAGCCGCGAGAGACAAAAUUGUGACCCUGGAAAGAAGGGCUGACCUGCUCACAGAGAAGUGCAGACAGCUGGAGCGUGCGUCAGCUGAAUUUUCUUUGAACAAGUACAAGGACAACAAUGAUGACUUCCAAUUUUACACCGGCUUGCCCUCUUACUACAUCUUCAAGCAGCUACUUGAUUAUUUACAGCCUCACUCCACAAGUGCAAAUGACGAAAUGUCAAACGACUCAAGCCGAGAAAUGGGCCGCCCUGCAGUGCUCACAACGGAGAACCAACUCUUCUUGGUUCUUGUCUACCUUAGGCUUGGCCUUUUCCAGAAAGAUGUUGGACAUAGAUUCAACAUUCAUCAAAGCACUGUUAGUAGGAUAGUAAAUGAGUGGAUAAACAUUUCAUAUCUUCGGUUGUGA